ACAUGCAGCGCGUCUCCGAGAGCAACGAGCUCUUGCACGAGGUCUUGGCCUACCUGGGCGUGCGCGACCUCGGGGCUGCGAGUCAUGUAUGCUUACGCUGGUACCUCCUUGGCAGCCACGAGGUGCUCUGGGCGGCCUUGGCGUCGCGCGCGGUGCUCGGGCCCGAGACGGGCGCGCUGCGUGAGCUCCUCGGGCACAAGGCCUACCUCCGCCAGCUCGCCCGCGCCCGUCGCCAGCUGCCCCACGACGGCGCGGUCGAUUUCGUUGAGAGCGCUGCGUGGCCGCGGCUCUGCGCCAGGGACAAGUGGCUGGCACGGACCUUCCUUACAAGCUCGCUGGACGCGCUCACGCAUGCAAACAAGGCACCCGAAGACCCUGUGUAUCCGCCGCAAUCGGAUCUCUCGAGCCUGCUCUGCGCCUACGCCGAUCUGCUCGAGGAGAACUUUUCCGACUUGGCGGCUGCUGCGGCCUUGCUUCGGCGGGCGAUUCCAGGCAGCUCCGACCCUGCGCGCCUUUGGCACAACCUCGCGCUGCUAGAAGACAAGCGAGGCGACCUCGAUGCGGCCGAAGCAGCGUUCCGAGAGGCACACGCCGCCGACCCGCGCUACCAGCGCGUGCUCUGCAACUACGCCGUCUUCCUCGACGAGCGUCGGCAGCGCUUCGAGGCGGCGCGCGCCAUGUACGAAGUCGCGCUGGCAAACGACCCGACCGAUCUCGACGCCUACGCAGCCUUUGCCGACUUCUUGACGUUCAAGCAGCCCGACCUCGACCGCGCCGAGGGCCUCUUUCGUAGCGCCCUGCGUCACUUGGCGACGUUAUCAAUGCCGUUGGAGGACGGCCAAGAUCUCAAGAUCGUCAUUCAAUUCGCAGAGUUCCUUGCGUACGUCCAGCAGGACAUGGCUGCCGCGACGCCGAUCUAUCGUAUGCUGCUGCCACGUCACAAGCGCGAGCAGACACGGCCCACGCACGCAAGGGUUCACUUGCUGCUCUGCGUCGGUCUCUUGAGUUAUGGUAACCAUUUUACGUCAUUCGUGUCUGGCAUUCUGUGUAGCGAUGGCCAGCGUAUUCGCUUCCAACGACCAUGUCUUGGGGCGUCAGUUGGUCGUGGAGGCCAUGACGCUUUCUGUUUACCAGAGCAGCGACGACCCACUCCUGCUUCGCUACAAGCGCACGGCGGCGUGCGUUGUCCACCACGAUUUCUCACCAACGACGGUGGACGUCGAGGCGCUCGGGCCACUUGCCGGCCUUCUUCUCUACUUGGCCGGUGACAUGGCAAGCGCGGUGCAGCUCUGGGCAAAGUGCAUCGGUAGCCUCGACAGCGUCCAUCAGCGCGAGUACGCCUUUGCCGGGUAUUGUUUGGGCGUGGUGUUUCACUUGCGAGGCGGGCCGGCCAAGCGUCCGUUGGCGACGCAGGUGCUGGCAAAAGCACUAAACAGUGACGUCCAUGGCGUCGAGCUCCGCAACGUUUGCUUUCUGCUGCGCGAGUACGUGCGCUGCACUCAUAAUAACGCUGCAGCAGGGGCAUCGGCCUUUCUCGAUGUCCUCACCCAGUAUGACUUGGCACAUCAGAGUCACGCAAACCAGUAGAAGAUAUGCUGUACAUAUUAGCAAAGAGCGUCAUGCCGAUAACCAAUAUGACGCUCUACAUGCUGGUCCGGCCCAGA
Molecule: messenger RNA, 1664 nt
Organism: Saprolegnia diclina VS20
Lineage: Eukaryota; Oomycota; Saprolegniomycetes; Saprolegniales; Saprolegniaceae
Exons: 5
Biological process (GO): mRNA splicing, via spliceosome
Molecular function (GO): protein binding
Source: RefSeq, a predicted model, not a curated record